CCUCAUUUAGUCAAAAUUGCUGGAGGUUGUGAAAUCUGCGCGUUGUUUGUAUAAAGGCAAGUGAAAAGACGGUGCAGUCGCGGAGUCGCUAAACGAGCUGGCCGUUUGUUUGAGAAGGCUGUGAUUGAGGAUCCCGGAUGGAGUUGACGUUUUUGGGUACAGGAUCGUGUUAUCCUACACCGACUAGAGGAGUCUCGUGUAUUGCUCUGAAGCAUGAGGCGCAAUGCUGGCUGUUUGACUGUGGGGAGGGUAGUCAAAUACAACUGAUGAAGAGCAACGUAAAACCAGGAAGGAUAAGAAAAAUUUUUAUCACUCAUCUCCACGGCGAUCAUCUGUUUGGAUUACCAGGCUUGUUGUGCACUAUCAGUCAGAAUUCGUCUGCAGACCGAGAGCCGGUUGAAUUGUAUGGACCUGUUGGACUGAGACGAUUUAUUCGAGUUGCACUCGAGCUUUCUCGAUCUCUUCUGGGAUUCAACUACAUUGUCCACGAACUUGUUCCACUAGAUGAUGCUAUUGCAGUAGCAGAGAGACUGCCAGAGAGUGACAAACUGUGGCAACCUCGUCAUGAUGCUGAAGGUCUGUGUCAUCCAAACGAGAUACCCGGUGGUCGUAUGAUUUCCUGUGACAGCUCGAACAUAUGGCACAUUGGAAAUUUUGGUGCUCUUUCUAUUGCUGCUGCUCCAUUAAGUCAUAGAGUUCCUUGCUUUGGUUAUUGUAUAUCUGAGUCUGAAAUUCCAGGCAAACUAAACGUUGAGCUAUUGAGGUCGAAGGGCAUUUUACCUGGUCCUCUCUAUGGCAAGCUGAAGAAUGGUGAAGCUAUUGUAGCACCGAAUGGAGAAAUCGUAACUACUGAAGAGGCACUGGGACCACCAACACCAGGAAGGAAAAUCGUCAUUUUGGGUGACACAUCGGAAUCAAUACGGAUAACUUCCAUUGCUCAGAAUUGUGACGUUCUUGUGCAUGAGGCAACAAAUGAAGAUGAACUCCAAGAAACAACAAUCAAGAACGGCCACUCCACUCCGACCAUGGCUGGUCAAUUUGCAACCAAAGUCAAUGCUGCAACACUCAUUUUAACUCACGUCAGUCAACGAUAUAAAACGAACUCGAGCACUCUCGGGGAUGGAGAGGUGCCUGUUGCGAAGUUGGCAAAACAAGCAUCUGCUUGCUUUACUGGGAAAGUGAUAGUCGCAGAAGACUUAUUCUGCUUUAGUAUACCCCUGAAAAGACGUUAACAGUAAAUUAUUUUUACUGCAUCACAAUGUCUAAUACAGGGUUGACAAAGUGGCCCAAGUUGUGGCAACCUUUGAUAUUAAUAUUGCUUAUUAUUUCUAAAUAAUUGAUAUUAAAAAUGAUAAAUUUGUACCCUUUAAAUUCCUGUAGAAUACAGAA
Messenger RNA from Corticium candelabrum, 1389 nucleotides. Its product is annotated as zinc phosphodiesterase ELAC protein 1-like. The record is from RefSeq and is a predicted model, not a curated record. Bases 138 to 1232 code for a protein of 364 amino acids. Gene Ontology annotation, cellular component: nucleus. The transcript is spliced from 11 exons. Gene Ontology annotation, molecular function: 3'-tRNA processing endoribonuclease activity. NCBI's taxonomy places the organism in Eukaryota, Metazoa, Porifera, Homoscleromorpha, Homosclerophorida, Plakinidae.